UGUCCAAAUUGGUAUCUUUCCUUGUCAUAUUAGUGUAUCUUCUUUGGAAAACUGUGUGGCAGGCCCAUUGAUUUUGGAACACUUAGAGUUUGGGCCCGGUACUCCAAUAAGAGACUAUAUUUCAGCAUUCAAAAGGCCAAUCAGCAGCUAUGGUGCAGCCUGUUAUUUUUCUGCAUCUGAUUAUCCAGUGGUGGAAGGUGUGGGUCAUCUGGAAGGACAAUGAAUUGAGUGCCCAAGUGAUGUGUGAUGGUUCUGGUGGCGGUGUGUCUGGUGUCAGAAUUCCCACUUCUAAAGAGUUCCAUCUGGCUCUCUUUCUUGCCUGUGUCUCUUGGGGGCUCCCCAGCCCCUCUCCUUCCUGCUGCCUCCCGUUUCUUCAGAGCCCGCCUGGCCCUCUGCUCACACUCUCCCUGAGGCUGGGAAGAAUCCAGGUGAAAAGCACAGAUGUUGAGGCCCUGCAGAAGUCCCAAAUUGAGAACAUCGCUGCCUUCUUAGCCUCACAAAGCAAGGUCCCGGCCGCACCCCUGGAAGAGCUGACCUAUAGACGGUCGCUUCGAGUGGCUCUAGAUGUUUUGAAUGAACGACCCAGCUUGAGUCAAGAAAGCCCUUCGAGGAAAGGUGAACCUUCACUAUCUCAGAGAGAGAAGCAGAGCACGGAAGCCGCUUCCUCACUACCUAAUUCUCUCACCUCAUCCCUUCUCCAUGAAGAUGUAUCAGCUCAUUCCAGACCUGAGAAGAAGAGGGGACAUGCACAACAAAGCUCGUUGUGGUCAUCCACUUGGGAAAAGGACCCUGAGCACAAAGUGGACCACAAGAAGGGUCUCAGGAAAAGUGAAAACCCAAGAGCCCCGUUGGUCCUUUCAGCUGGAGAGGAUUCUCAGGAUGGAAGUGGAUCAAGGAUCCGCUACAGAAAUCGGACUCAGACACCUAAGUCCAGCUGGUGCCAGACAGUGCCUGGCCUUUCAGGGGGCAAGAUCAAAGAAGAGAGUGAGAGACAGGCUGGCGUCUGGAUAGCGCCAGCCUCGCCUUCCCGAGCCUGGAAGGAUGAUCCAUGUGCCAGAGCCAAAGGACAUGACUUGGGUGUGCCAUCAGGCAGCCUCACAGUGCUCCCAGCUCCAGAGCAGGCCAGAGGACGCCCUGCAAAGAGAUUGCGCCUGGAUGGAGGCCAGAGGCUGCCUGCCACUCAGCUGGGGACAGGGACUGUGGCUGCAGCACUGUCCUGCAAGCAGGAGGCCAGGGAGUACAUGACUUUGCGUAGCGCUGCAGAUAAACCCAGCCUGCCUCCCUCAAACACUCUGGCGGAAGGAUCCAGCAGUCUUCAUCUCCAGGACCUCGACAGGUUGGAGGAAGACCGUCAGUCUUCAGAAGAGUCCACAGAGUUUCAUUCCAUUACUUCCAUCCUGGAUGAAGAUGAGGAAGAUGAGGAGCCGCCAAGAAUCCUUUUGUAUCAUGAACCACGUUCAUUUGAAGUAGGAAUGCUAGUCUGGCUUAAAUACCAAAAAUACCCCUUCUGGCCAGCAGUGGUCAAAAGCGUCAGGCGGAGAGAUAAGAAAGCCAGCGUGCUAUUCAUUGAAGGGAACAUGAACCCCAAAGGCAGAGGAAUCACCGUGUCUCUCAAGCGGCUGAAGCACUUUGAUUGUAAAGAGAAACAGACACUUCUGGACAAAGCCAAAGAGAACUAUGACCAAGCCAUCGGCUGGUGUGUCUCCCUCAUCACCGACUACCGAGUGCGGUUAGGUUGCGGUUCUUUUGCGGGCUCUUUCCUGGAAUAUUAUGCUGCCAACAUAAGUUACCCUGUCCGGAAGUCCAUCCAGCAGGAUGUCCUGGGAACCAGCUUUCCUCAGCUGAGCAAGGGAGACCCUGAGGAACAGGAGGGGGGCAGCCCCCAGGGGCAGCGGCGGCCCUGCAGGAAGGUGCUGCCUGACCGUUCUCGUGCUGCGCGGGACCGGGCCAACCAGAAGCUGGUGGAGUACAUUGUGAAAGCCAAGGGUGCAGAGAGCCACCUGAGGGCCAUCUUGAAGAGCAGGAAGCCGUCUCGGUGGCUGAAGACAUUCUUGAACUCUAGCCAAUACGUGACCUGUGUGGAGACCUACCUGGAAGACGAGGAACAGCUGGACCUGGUGGUGAAGUACCUGCAGGGCGUCUAUCAGGAGAUGGAUGGGGAGAUGCUGACUCGUGUCAAUGGCGACAGGAUCAGGUUCAUCCUGGAUGUGCUUCUGCCCGAGGCCAUUAUCUGCGCAAUUGCUGCAGUAGACUCCGUGGACUACAAGACAGCUGAGGAGAAGUACAUCAAGGGACCUUCGGUCAGCUACCGGGAAAAAGAAAUAUUCGAUAACCAGCUCCUGGAGGAGAGGAAUCGGCGUGUCUGGUGACAGAGCAGCUACCGCCCUGGUGCGGCCUGCAGCGCCCCCACUUGGCCAGUGUGUGUAUCCCACUGUUAGUAAGAAGCCCAGCUGCAGGAUGCCCCUCAACCCCUCCAAUGUGAUGUUCAUGAAUGCUCUGGAAAGCAAGAGGCCCCAGGAAGUGUGUUGUAUUUGGGUCUGUCAGUUCUGAAGAGUCAAGUUCACUGACACACCAAAAGGCAGCUCUCUCUUCCUGGCGAUUUUUGGAAGGUGCAGUUCCUCAAAGGUUGUUUUUGAUUUUUUAAAAAAUUUUCUGAAAGGUUUUUAAAAGAACAAAUAGAUUUUAUUGCAUACCCCAUUGUGACUAUAUAGUUUGAUAAGAGAUGCACAUUUGUGUUUUACAUUAUGUGUUGUAUCCAUGUACCCAGCAUUCAAAAGAGUCUGAAGUGAAUAUAGAACUCCAGAAGGACCCGUAUAUUUUUCUGACCUUGUUUUUGUUCUGUCCCCUUUGGGUAGAAUCUGCCCUGUCCCUCCUGGGGGGUGAGCAGGGAAAGUGUCUUGGUGAGAGGUGGAACCAAAGGCAAGCCACUUCCUUAUGGGAUUCCAGCAUGUCUUUCCCAUGGCCUCUGUGCAUGGGCCUGAGAGGGUAAUGAGUUGGCGUGCAAUCCAGACACUGGAUGCCACACCCAGCUUCCCUGUCCCCUGCUCUAUGCUGUCACCAUACAGCCAACCACCAAGGUCUUGGCAGUCUACCUGGACAGUUGUAGUGAGAUCCCAGUGUGGGUGGGGGUACUGCAGCUCUGCCUGCGCCCAGCACCUGCAGAGAUGAAGCCCUUUGUCUGGGAUUCCAACCUGGCUCAUGGGCCAGGCUCAAUAUGAGGACCAGACCCUCACUGACCAGCAGGUCAUCCCUGCCCUGGGUUGAGGGUGCACUCUUAGCACUGUGGCCCUGGGGACAUUGCACCAAGGCCAUGUCCUCCUCACAGUCGUGAAGAUUCUGUCAAAGUUAAGGCUGAAGACCAGUGAAUAAUUUAUUCUAAGACACCUGAGGCUGCAUGAGGAAAUAAACGUUGGUCAAAUGAAUUUUCAGAUUGUGACAUGAGGUGAACUUUUAAUCAAAAGCACAUCCCUCCCCAGCUGCAGAGCCAUGUUUGGAUGUGGUCAUUUGGUCAUUUUUAGUUUCUGCCCCUAUUGGUUAUGUCUGUCCUUUCUGCGGUCCUGGGUUUGCAGGGGAUCCAGAUCUCUUUCCCAACAUCCUCCUUACCCAGAGGACAGCAGCCACCUCGGAGCAAGAUCAGAAGGUGGUUCCUGCAGGGUGUGAAAUAAGUGUGGCCUGCAUGGUAGUGUGGAGCAAGGAGAAGCCCAGGAUGAGCAACAUCUCCUUAACAAGAGUUUCCAGGGCCUGGUGAAGGGAGGUGGCCACAGCUUACUAACAUGGGGUGCAGAGAACUUCCCGUGGCCAUUUUGGUUGAACUUGAUUUUGCUCAGAUCUGAAAGGAGGAAGUGGUGAUACAAGGUUGGUUUUGGCCUGAUGGUUCUGCCUCCCUUGGUCCCCCCUCCGUGGGCUCCACAUCUAAGGAAAGGAAACAUGACUUGAAGCAUCUCUGGGUGCCCAGCCCUGUGCUGGUCACUCCUCUUCUUCAGACAGGGGAGCCAGCUUAACCCCUCUGUGCACCCCUGAGGAAGGGCCUCUGCACUGAUGCCAGAAUGCACCCUCACUGUCCUCAAUGGGAAAACCCAACAGCCACCCCCUGUAGACUUGGACCUGGAACUUCCCAUUGGUAUUGUUUGGUUACCAGCAAAGGCCAUGUCAAACAUAUGGCAUUCAGGUGGAUGAGAAACCUGUUGGACAUUUUAUGGAACCUGAGUGUGUGUGUGUGUGUAAUUCCCGUUGUGCAAAGUAUUUUUAUACCUGGGCUUUUAUUUCUGCCGACCUUCACUGUGUCCUAAGGAUUAGAUUGUCUGGCUGUUCAGACUGGAAUUAAAUGCCUUUUCUGAACCCUAGCUUUUCUUUUCAGAUACCCCAAAUUCUGUCUGCAAUGGGGAAUGUACCACUACCUAGGAGAAUUGGCCCCUGGGCCCAGGCUGAAAAUGGAGACCUAUUUAUUCUGUCCCUAGCACAUAGGGCCUUGAUCUCUGGGACUGGAGUUGCUGCCCUAACAUGAUGGUUCUCAAGCUAGCAUAUUUGAGUGCAAGCUAAAAGAAUACAUGUGUAUUGGGGAAACCUGACCAGAGGCACACACACCCAAACCAGUUGCACGCUCUAGGAGGGGUCCAGGAGUACCCUACCUCACUU
Molecule: messenger RNA, 4635 nt
Organism: Castor canadensis (American beaver)
Lineage: Eukaryota; Metazoa; Chordata; Mammalia; Rodentia; Castoridae
Source: RefSeq, a predicted model, not a curated record